CUCUAGCAUCGCGGGUGUUAGGUCGCAGAAGACACGAAAUGCCGUACAUGGAUGCACUGCCUAGUCGGCCGCAGCCUUCCGAUGGUGAGGCUCUGCUUGACGCAUAUCCCUUGCCCUGAGUACUUAAACCGAGCAAAAUGGCUGUCCUAACCCCAGAAGGUCAUUGCAGUGCGAGUACACAAACGACCGCCAAUGCCCCGGUGAGCUGGUCUGUCUUUUCUCUCUGUCAUCCAGGGCUCAAGAUCAAUGCUACGGCCGAGGCGAACUGCCGAGGCACCGCCCAGGAGGGUCUCUGGUCUUCAACGCCUCCCGUAUGAAAUGGUUUCGCUCAUCAUAAGCCAUCUCACUAUAGAAGAAACUUUUGAUCUCGCCCUGUCAUGUCACCACCUCGAAUACUUGAUCCGGGAAACAGAUUUUUGCAAAGCUGUUGUCAAGUCGAAGGCUCCAUAUUCAUUGGAGGCCCAGGAAGCGUAUCAGACCGGUCGGUACUCAAGGGCUAUGCGGCGAUUAGUGAAGAGGCGGCGUGCAAUAGCCAAUGCUCGUCCAUUCAUGUGUGGCAUCGUCGGUGUGGCCGACUCUUUCAACUUUUCCGGUGGAAAAUUAUGCUAUAUUCUCGGGGACCGCCGCGAGAGGCGACUAAGAAUCCUCGAUCUACGGCAAACGACGAAUGACGAGAUCGUCGUCGAUAUUCCCGCUCUAACCAGCCUGGCUAUCCCGGAGUCGGCCAAAUGCCGCAAAUACGUCUUCAGAGUCUUGCACACGUCCAAUGGAAUUACCUCCUGCUUGUUCUCCUUCGCACUGCCUACAACCCAGCACUGGCUCCUCAUCAUCAAUCCUCAACAAUACCAACUGAUAGGCAAGAUUCCACUGCCUUCGGCUAGCCGCAUUUUCGUCCGAAAUGACGCCGAAUACCUCUACUUUGGCACCCACUCCGAGUAUGGCGCUGACGGCUUUCGCAAAUGGGUCCUCCGCGGCUUCGAUAUUCGACAGCAACAGUUAAUGAAGCAGAAAAUGCACCUGACCAAAGUUGUUGGCUACGAGAUCGGAUCGACCGUCUGCUUCGAAGUCAUGGAUGGCUACUUCUAUGGCGUCUCAAAUCAAACCGCUUUCGAGAUUGAAGAGAUUGACUGGACAUCAUAUUACUACUGCUUCCGAUUUCGCCUCAACGCACCAGAUCCUCAAAAGACGCAGGUCAUGAAAAAGCGUGACAGCUGGCGCAGACAGCAUACUGAAGGCCCCAUCGAUGACCGAUGGGGGUUUAUAAGUCUGGAGAAAGACGAGGCUUCCGGCCGGGUCAGAAUUGUCGAGUCGCGAAAGGAGUGGCUUACAGGGCAGAGUGGACACAAGCGUACUUACUAUAUAAAGGGUGUUAUUUUCCACGAGAAAGCUAGCUCCGAGGCCGAUCAUGACAAUUCGAGCGACGAUGAUGACGAUGAUGACGGCAUUCCCGACAAUCCGUGGGGCGACCUUGGCGACAGCAGCAGCAGUAUCAAGCCAAGCUAUCUGUUACCACAACAACGUUCAGAACAUCCGGGCGAUGAAAACUCCGUGAUGUUCACGCGGAGCCAAACCUAUCUACGUUCUUAUAAUUACUCUUGUCGUACGUUCUUCGACCUAGUGAAUGACCCUCUUCCCUCGAAUCCAGAGAUGCGGAGACUGCGACUUAGAUCGGGGGCUCGGGUGCUCAAUAAAGCACCAGAAUGGGAAACCCGGCAGCUUGGCGUUUAUGAACACGGAAUGGGGCAAGAAGAUACCAGGAGUUCCUUCGAAUACAACCGUAUUUCCUAUUGGCCACCCGAGGAAACAUCAGCCGAGCCCAAUUCGUAUUGUGACCAUCUCUAUCGAGUCCUCAAUCCGCCAGGGUACUGCGGAAGUGUCGUGGCUACGAGCGACGAACGUACGAUCGUGUACACGAUCGGCGAAGAAGCAGGCGGCUUGAAAGCCCUGGUUCUACUUAGUUUCGAUCCCGCCGUCACCUUAGCAGCGGCUAUGUGUGGGGGUGAUUUCUCAGGAGUAACGGCCAGAAGUGAGGUUGACGGGAAGAAUAAUGGAUCUGCAGCUGUCCGAAAAGAGAUGGGGACGAUUGGCACGCAAGAAACCUCAAUAUAUGAGAGGGGUGCCGAUACGGUCGUUGCCGAAGCUUGCAUGGCCCCCAUUUUACAUGUUACGUCUUCGGCGGAAGACUUGGCCACAAAUACGUUACCAGGCCCGGAGGUACGCAGUUCCUGGGCACGAAUAGAGAGGGCAUUCCAUCACGAUAUUCAUUUGAAAUAUGAUUUUGCUGAACCCUUCCGGCCAGCACGAUCGUGAAGGAUAUCGGAGGAGAGAUGGGGGCGAUAGCAGGGGCGGCUUUGGUGGGGGAAAUCGACGACAUGUAGACCGCAUUUUCACAGGACGCACUACAUGCCCAAGCGUGCACCUGCAUCACAAACCGUAACGAUCGCCGUUUGCAGACCCCUUGAUCCUUGUCAACUGUG
Pseudomassariella vexata is the source of this 2477-nucleotide messenger RNA. RefSeq lists its product as uncharacterized. Lineage: Eukaryota; Fungi; Ascomycota; Sordariomycetes; Amphisphaeriales; Pseudomassariaceae. The record is from RefSeq and is a predicted model, not a curated record. The transcript has 2 exons. Gene Ontology annotation, molecular function: protein binding. The coding region runs from base 247 to 2310 and encodes 687 amino acids.